Gordionus sp. m RMFG-2023 is the source of this 2146-nucleotide messenger RNA. RefSeq names its product solute carrier family 38 member 10-like. The coding region runs from base 16 to 2019 and encodes 667 amino acids. Gene Ontology annotation, biological process: amino acid transmembrane transport. Lineage: Eukaryota; Metazoa; Nematomorpha; Gordioida; Chordodea; Parachordodidae. The record is from RefSeq and is a predicted model, not a curated record. The transcript has 13 exons. Gene Ontology annotation, molecular function: L-amino acid transmembrane transporter activity.
GUUACUACCUGCUAAAUGAUUGACAGCUGCCACAUUUGCACUCUUAUCACUUACUUGCGGUUACGACUUGUUUUGAUGUUAAGCUUUAUUACAGAUCCAGACAUAUCUCAAACUAUUAUUUUAGGAAAUAGCAUUAUUGGUGUUAGUAUAUUAGCUCUUCCUUAUUCUUUCGAGAAGAGCGGCAUUGUAUUAUCUUGUUUUUUAUUUAUUAUUGCAUCCUGGCUUAAUAAAACAUCAUGUUACCUCUUAAUAAAAUCAGCAACCUUAACUAAAACAAAUUCAUAUGAAAAUCUAGCUACAUGUAUAUUGGGUCCUACUGGAAAAAUAAUUACUGAACUUAGUAUAGUAGGAUUUUUAUUGGGUAUAUGUUCCGCUUACUAUAUAGUUAUAGGAGAUUUAGUUCCCAAUAUUUUAUCUAAAUGGCUUUUCAUAGAAAACAAUAAAUGGCUUAGAACCUGGACACUCAUCAUCUUUGCAUUCUUUAUUAUUUUACCAUUAAGCUUAGUUGACAGAAUUGAUAAAUUAAAUCGUAUAUCAUUCAUUUGCAUAUUAUUCUAUAUCCUCUUUGCUGUCAAACUAUUCUUUGAAGCUCUACCUAUCAUUUUAGACUUAUCCUGGGUAGAUGAAUUAUGUUACUGGAGAGCAAAUGGAAUAUUUAAUGCUAUUCCAAUCAUUUCCUUAUCAUUAACGUGCCAAACGCAAAUAUUUUUAGUGUAUCAAGCAUUGCUAGAACCAAAUCAGAAACGGAUAUCUAAUGUUUAUAAGAAUGCCAUUGACAUCUGCACAUCUCUCUACAUAAUCGUAGGUAGCCUAGGCUAUGUGGCAUUCUACAAACCAAUCAAUUCAUUGAAAGGCGAUAUUUUAAUCAAUCUAAACCAAAAAACAUUAUCCCAUUUUUCGCUCUUAACCGAUCUCAUAACGUUAGGAUUUGCAAUGAGCAGCGCUCUCAGUUUUCCUCUAUCCCUCCUACCCUGUAAAGAAAGCUUGAAACAAAUAUUCUAUAGUUCUUCAAAAAACUUGGAUGACAAAAGAAAAUACUCUUCAUUUGAUCUCAAGGAAAUGUCUGAAAAUGAUUUAACGCAAGAGGAUAAUAAACCACUCGUAGAUUUAGAAAUGAUGGAUAAUUAUUAUAACGAAACACUUGAUUCAAACUACGAUUCUUUUAGUAUUAGAAAGAGAAGUCCGGAUGAUUACCUGUGUUCUUCGAAUAAUUUUAAAAUAGCUAUAAGCGAUAUAAAUGAAUCAUGUUCUCGAGAUAGAGUCUUAACUCUGGGUAUCGUUACACUAACCCUUUUGAUUGGCAUAUUUCUACCCAAUAUUGAAGUGAUGCUAGGUCUUGUAGGAUCUUUGAUGGGUACUAUGAUAUGUAGUAUUCUCCCGGCUUGGAUAUUUCUCAAAAUAAAAGCUAAUAGUCAUGAACACGUAACCUCCCAUUUUUAUGACAUCAAUUACCAUGUUAACUAUAAAGAUAGAAGGAAAGCCCAGGUCGUUUUAUUAUUUGGUGUCGUUAUACUAAUAGUCGGAACAUUAAAUUUCUCAUUCGAAUCAACACAUAGUCCCAACUUAAAAAAUCUUAAAAAUCCAUCAAUUCAUAGCAAUCAAUUAACAAUAAUCAAUAGUUUAUCGAUGAUUAGGGGAGAGGAUUCGUUUCAAGCAAUUUUACCCGUCAGCCCAAAAUCGCUCACUAGUGAAAAUGAUAUGGCAGAUAAUAUAAUAGAUACAUUAAAUAAUCCAAAACUAGAUGAUCAAGGAAUGUAUGAUACUGCUAUUAAUCAAAUUCCAAACAAAGACAAAAUUAUUCAAGAAACAAAAUUGCAUAAGAUAAUAAAUGAAGAUAUUAAUCCAGGCCGUAUACUACUGGAAAGUAAGACGCUAGUUGGAAAUAAUGAUUCCUUAAAAUCAUUAGAACCCAAUUUUGUUUUGCUUAAUUUAUCAACCAGUAAGAAGAUAGAAUAUAUGUAUAAAAUAAAUCUUUCCUCAAAAAAUGAUUCUAAGUCUAACAUGAUUAUUAGUUCUUGAACAAAUAGAGCAAUUAUAAUUAAUAAAUUUUCGGAAAAAUGUUAGAUGGUUGAUUUUUAAAAACCAUAAUGGGCAGCAACAAUUAUUUUAUUAAAUAUUUACAUAAUAUAUUGAUUUUCCCUUGUUU